Molecule: messenger RNA, 552 nt
Organism: Encephalitozoon intestinalis ATCC 50506
Lineage: Eukaryota; Fungi; Microsporidia; Unikaryonidae
Product: putative endoplasmic reticulum membrane protein
Exons: 1
Coding region: 1-552 (183 amino acids)
Source: RefSeq, a predicted model, not a curated record
AUGAAGGUUCUACUAUUUGCCAUUGGAGUUCUGUGCAGGAGAAUAAAGCUAGAGCCCAAGGAGCAGUUUGUAUUCAGAGAUAAGGUCACGGCAAACCAGAUGUACAAGUUUAUGUAUCAGGCUCCACGAUCUGGAAAAAUCGAGAUGACGGUGUUUGAUACAAAAGGAAGACAGAUGAUCAAGACUCGAGACCCGUACUCGGUGCUGUACUCCAAAAUGAAUGAGGAUGGAGAGAUUGUGAUAUCUGUUAAGAACAACAGUUCAAAAGGCAUUAACUUUGGCUACAGAUGCCCAGACACCAGCAAGAAAGCUCAAGGAGACCUUGGGCCAAUAAGCGUUGAUUUGGUUUCGGAGCUCCAAGAAGUCCUAGAGACAAUCAUUCAGGCCCAGAGAGUUCACAUCAAGAAACAUGAAGAACAUGCAAGGAUGGUUGCAGGAUCAAGGAAGUGGGUUACAAGGCUCUUGAUCUUUGAAACCCUCUUCUUCACAGGUGUACUGUACUUCUUGCACAAGGAUAUGCUGAAGAUGUUUGAAACCAAAAGAGAAGUUUAA